UUAAUUUAGUUUCUAUUAUCAAGUACUAAUAUAAAAAAAAAUAUAAACAUAAGUGUAAGAACUUCCAUCUAUGAAGUAUUCUUAGUAGUGAACAGGUAAUCUAAGUGACAAUUUCAAGUAACAAAGCGUGCUCAUAGAGAUAAAAUGUUAAAAUUCUGGUUGUUUCUUCUGUUAAUUAAUAGACUUAGUACAGAACAUCAUGCAUAUAAGCAAAAAACUUAUGAACUGAAUGUUGCAUUUAAACGUACAUCUGAUCUUUUUAAUAAAUUAAAAUUGGAAUAUGGAUUUGAAAAUCUAAACAAAAAUGUGAUGGAUGAAAUUAAUGAAACAGUUGUAGGAUAUGUUAGAAAUACAUCAAACACAUUUUUUCGCCAUAAACGGGAAUUAUUGAAAAAUUUUAACAAAGGCAUCGAUACAUUGAAGGAAUUUCAAGAUUUUAUUCCAUUAAAUUUUCAUAACGCACGAGACGUGAACAUCUUUUCUCUUCGAAAUGGAUUAGAAUUAACUUGGUUUGCUGCGGUUUUAGAUGCUUCUAAAGUAUCUUUAUUUAAAAUAAAUAAAGCUGGUCUUAAUUAUGUUACCGCUUAUUCCGUAACAAAUGGAACACAAUUAGUUGUUAAUGAUUGCAAUGACGGAAUACUUUUGAUAGUUCAAAAUCAAUAUAAUUUUAUUAAUAUUUUGCGCUUCGCUAAAGUCACCGAUAAGUAUUUACAGCCCAUUCAAGAGUUCGAAUGGAACGAUAGGACUCAUUUAACUAUUUGGAAAGGAAUGAAUAAAUUAUAUUUGGGCAUAGCAUCAGAUUCGAAUAUUUCAAUUUAUAGUUGGUUCGGCGAUUACUUUGAUUUAAUACAAAUUAUAAAUCUUGGAACGAAGAAAUUAGUUCCCUUUCAAAGUAAAGGAUUUAUGUAUUUAGCAGCUACUGGCUCCACCACCACAGUUUUUAAAUACUUUUUAAAAUCUAAUAAAUUUCUGGCUAUGCAACAAUUAUCAUCGAGUCAAGAUAUCUCAUUUUUUCAAGUAAAGGAAGGCCAUUUUACAGAAAAUUUUCUAAGCUUAUCCACGUGGUCGUCCGUUAUAAUAUAUAAAAGUACUCAUGGUCGAUUUGUACCAUUUCAACAGAUUAGUUCUGGCACGUUUACAGCACAAAUUAUUUCAAACAAAGCAAUUUUAUUCUUUGCUUUACACAAGGACACUGUAUCGACUUAUCAGUACAAUGGCUGGAGAUUUAUAAAAUUAGCUGUGAAAUUGAAUGGAAUUCAUCGAUUUCAUAAAGCUAAUUUAUAUGGGAAACAGUUGUUGCUCGUAAAAUAUAACAACGAUACAUGGGCAUUGAAACAACCAAUAUGGACCAAAAAGAAAACUUAUAAAGAUAUACAAGAAGAAAUCAGAGCAUGGAACAUUAAAGCUAAGGAUACAGCUCAAAGAAAAUUGAACGAAAUUUUCAAUCUCGAUAAACCUGUUCGAAUUUUAAAAGGCCAUAUUGAUCAACUUUUUGUUCAUAACAUAAAUCAGCAUAAUUCUCAAGCAUUACAGAUUGCAUCAGAACAGUAUAAUAAAAUGAAAAAUAAGCUCCUAGAGCAAAAUAUAGUUAUAAAUAAUAAAUGGAAGUCUGGUAAUUUAACUGUUUCUUCAUUGCGUGCAAAUAAGUUUCAAAUGAAAUGUAAAACGAAGUGUAAGAUCAACAAAGUAAAUAUUAAUGGAAAGAUUGAUCUGUUAUCAAAGCUACAAGCAUUGCAAGAUAGAAAUAAAGCGACAAGCUUCAAAACAUUAGCUGUUAAAGAAAUCAAAAAUUGGAAGUGUCCAAUUUUUAAUUUACCAAUAGAUAAUAUUGACGUUGACAAGUCAAUCAACGGGGUAUUAUUAGAAAAUUUACAGAAAAAUACCCUAAAAGUAAGCGGUAGUCAAAAAGUCUUCGGUAAGUUGUUUCAAAUUUUGGUUGCAAACCAAUUACUCAUUAAAUAUAAAAAAAAUAUUUCAGGACGACACACUUUCGUUAGUAUCAAUGUCACAAAUACUCUUAUGCCGUUGAAUAUUGCUUUAAAUCUUCCAAAGCAAGAAAUUCGAGUAGGAAAAAUAAAUGUUACAGAGUUAACUGUAACAGAAGGAGGAGUUUUAUUACCAUUAAAUGGCUUACCUACAGUAAUCACUGGCUUAGUCAAAGCGUCUAAUAUAACAGUGAAAAAUAAGAUUGAUUUACAAGGGUCGGCAAAAAGCAAUUGGAUGAAGAAGUUAUCACCCAUCAGAUACAUCCCUGAAUCAAUAACUUUGGACUAUGAUCUCAAAUUGGAAAAUGUUAAAAUUGAAAAUUUACAAUCUGCAGGUUUAAUUGUUAGUAAGGUGGGAUCAGUUAAGGAAAUUUUAUCAAAUGCAAUAUCUUUACGUGAUAAUGUACCAAUAUCCUUAGUAUUUUCAAGUGAAAAAGUGAAGUGGCAUAAUGUUGCCGUGCAUGGCUUUCAAAAUUGGAUUACGGCGAAUUCUGAAAAUAUUAUAACAGGAAAGAAAUACUUUCUACAGAAUGUAGAGAUAACAGAGUCUUCUUACGAAAGCAUCAGAUUUCCAUGGAUCGAAACAGCCUUGUGUGGUGCUACUGUAAUUGUGCCUGAAAUCAAAGUUCCGGUGCUAACACUAAAUAAUAUUACGGUGAAAAGUUUAACAAGUUUGCACGUUUUUGGAAAUAUGUGUGUAAAAUGUGCUACUAAUAAUUCAUCGCUCGCUUUUAAACCCUUCGAUUCUUCCGCGCAACCUUAUUACCAUAAUGUUAAAGCAAAAAAUAUAAUUACAACAAACGUGAAUAACAUAAAUUUAAUAACAUUAGAAAAAUUAGCAAAUUCGUGGAUUGAGCCUAACAUUCUUAAAACUCCGGUUGAAGCGACGGAAUUGAAGAUUAAGGUUUUGCAAUCACCCAUGCAAUUUUACGCAGAAUUGUCUAAAGUAAUAAGAAACGUGGUAUCGAAACAAAAUACUUAUACAGACAGCAUCAAUAAGAUUAAUUUGACUGAUUUCUUAGCGAAUGCUAUAAAGGUUGGAGAUAUAAUAUCUUUAAUGAACAUAAAAUUCAAUAAUGGUUUUACGGCAAAUCGUAUAUAUACUCCUUAUCCCUUGUUACCGAUGGUGCAAACAGGAAGUCAUCUUAGGUGCUAUAAAAAUAGAAUUUCUGGAAUUACAGAAGUUAAUACGAUAAAUUUACCAUAUUACUCUAGACUCGUGCAAAGCAAUACCUCCGUGAACAUAAUUGUUAAAGGAUCUGCAAUAUUUUCAGUUGAGCCAAUGAUACACAGUAUAAAUAAAAAUAAAUUAAACGAAUUGUUUACGCAAACAUGGAUAAUAUCAAAUCCUACAACCUUUUAUGGAAAAAAUUUGCAUCUUACGAAUGCUUUAAUAACAGGAAAUAUUACUUUAAAAAAACCUGCGAAUACAUUAUGCAUCGAAAUGUGGAAGAACAUUUCGGAACAUGUUCUAAGCAAAAGAGGAAUACAAAAAAUAUCGGUUGAUGCUUUUUUAAAUAAUGUCGAGACUAAUACCAUCGUAGGAUCGAAUACUUCGAGGAUAAUAUCCUCGGUGUCAGAUUUCAAUGAUAUAUUCGAUGAUCCUGUAAUGAAAGAUAGAGUACAAGACGUGAAAGCAAAAUGGACAUUUAAUAAAUUAAAAAUACUAGGUCAAAUGGAUGUAAGGAACAAAAUUAAUAACAUGAAUCUUAAAACGGAUGUUAUGAGACACGAUUCUAAGAACAAUAUCGUAACUGGUAAAAAGACGGUGAUGAUUUUGACUACAAAAAAUUUGAAUGGUUUAAAUUUUGCUAAAUGGAUUGACAAUACUUUGACGCAGAAAGAGAAGCAUAUUACUAUCAAGGGGCAAAAAAGUUUUCUAACUGCCAUGUUCAAUAAUAUAACCUUAUCUGGUACUGUACUAGGACAUACUAUCGACGAAGCAUUACUAAAAUCCGCCAAUCAAACAGUGUAUGGUCAGAAGAAAAUUCAUGGAUCUAUUUAUGCGUCGACAAUUUUUAUCGAUGGUCUGGUGAAUGAUAUAAAUCUAAACACCUUAAUAGACAAUCAAUUAAAGAAACAAAGUUCAUCGCAAAAUGUAGAAACGGAAAUUGAGUUGCAAGAAAAUUUAUUUAUAAUGGGAAAUCUCAUUGUUAACGAUACUUAUGCAGGAGCAAACAUGAAGAAUUUUGAACAAAAUUAUGCAAAUAUGCCAUUUAUUACCGAGAAAAUGGACAAAUACUUAACAGCAGCGGAAACAAUUAAUUUGGUGUUGAAAAAUCGUGCAGUUUACAUAAAUAAAUUGGGAAUUGUAAAAAAUAUUAACAAUAUUUCCCGUAAAAGCAUGUUCAUUGAAAACGAACAAUGUAAAAUGAAAAAUUUCACUAAGUAUUGCGUAAACGAGUAUAUAGAAGAUAUCAUCGUUAGAUCAAAUACUAGUAACGUUAUCUUUAUAAAGUCAGUGUUAUUGAACGAAGAUGAAUUCGUUGUCUGGGUAGAAUUUGAUCUUGUUUCCAUAUUUCUAUUCGACGCUGUAAACAAAAGUCUUGUUUACGUAAAAGGCUUACACGUUCCAAAAAUAAUAGAAGCGCUCGUAGAAUCAAUGUUGAAUUCUUUGUGGAUUGUUAUACGAUUGAUUUCGCAGACUUUGGUAUUACAUUAUCAGCCGUGGAAAGAUUUGCAAAAAUAUGUUUUGCCUGCCACGGAUGUAUUCGCGUUAAGCCGAACUCCGAAUAAUCAGUUGUUAUUAUUCUUGUCGAACGGUAUUUGGGAUCUCAAUAGACUUGCAAGUCCUCGAAAUAUUAUCGAAAUUCCUUUGAAAGGACAAGUGGAAACCAUCGUUGAUGGCUUUAAUUAUUUUAUCAAAUAUACGUCGAUUAAUGAGACGACUUUAACGAAAGCUCGAUACGUAGAAAAUUGAAUAUGUACAUGAUUAAUUUCGUUCUGUUACACGAUAAGCAUUAUUAAUACCUAAGGAAUGUAAUGUAAAAUUGCAAAAAAAUAUAUAUAUAUAAAAUUAUUUAAAACG
This is a messenger RNA of Megachile rotundata (alfalfa leafcutting bee), 5013 nucleotides long. RefSeq lists its product as uncharacterized. NCBI's taxonomy places the organism in Eukaryota, Metazoa, Arthropoda, Insecta, Hymenoptera, Megachilidae. The record is from RefSeq and is a predicted model, not a curated record.